Neurospora tetrasperma FGSC 2508 is the source of this 1423-nucleotide messenger RNA. RefSeq lists its product as uncharacterized. The coding region runs from base 1 to 1221 and encodes 406 amino acids. The record is from RefSeq and is a predicted model, not a curated record. The transcript has 3 exons. Lineage: Eukaryota; Fungi; Ascomycota; Sordariomycetes; Sordariales; Sordariaceae.
AUGGAGACCAUCAACAAGGUCGCCAGCUCUGCUGCCACCACUGCUAGCAACGUUGCCGUUGAAGCUUCCAACCUCGCCGUUGAGGCUUCUAACCUCGCCGCUCAGGCCUCCAAGGCAGCUGUGGACGCCGUUUAUGGAACUGACCAGUCCCAUGAGGAGCCUAUCUCAGGCAAGACGGGCGACGUCUCCAAGGGGGAGCCCUACGACGCUGGUAACAUGGAACCCAACCAAAGUACCGGAGUGGCUGUCGGCGAGAAGAUGGUCACCGAUCGUACCGUCACCCAGGACGCUGCUGGUCCUGUGAAGAAGGACGGAACUGAGCCCAAGCCAGCGAAUCUGGUCAAGGUACCAGAGGCGGAGAAGGACCACAGCCCACCAACCGUCAACUCUAGGAUUGACAACCACUACAACAUCCCUGAGCACUCUACUGUCAACCCCAAGACCAACGCGUUCCAGGGCCCCGAUAGCAUUACUCCCAAGAUUGACUCUCACUACAACGUCGCCGUGCCCAAGACCACCGAUAUCAAGGCCCUUGACAGCAACCCUUCGUUUCCCACGACUACCACCCACACGGCUGCCGCUCCCGAGCCCCUGAACGAUACCUUCUCGUCCCACAGGAACAUUCCGGCCGAGCAGUCCACUACCUUCCAGGAUCAGAGCUCCUCCAAGCACCACGUACCCAAGGUCAACCCAGCCGCUACCCAGGAUUCGUCUCUUCACCCUGGCGACAGUACUCAGGCCCAGAACGACAUUCGUUCCCCGAAUGAUCCUUCUACGCACCCCACUCAUGUAAACGCGAGGGAGAACGUCGAUGACCGUGAUGGUGGCUUGGACGCCGACGAGAACCCCAACAAGGGCCUUGGCUCUGGCCCCAAGUCUCUAGGAGAAGUUGCCCAGCAGCAUGGCGGAGUUGCUGGCAAGGUCGAGGACGGAGGUGUCAAGGACCCCCAGAACGGCGCCCCCAAGGAGGAGCAGGCCAAGCCGGAGUCACACCCUAUCCACCAUGCUACUGGCUUUCAGGCAGAUGGCGGCGACUUUGAUGCGGCGGCACCUGGAGCUGGUAUCGACGCUGAUCGCAUUCUCGAGUCAAAGGGAAUCCACAGGGAUGACGCUAAUGGCUCCCUCGUUGGUAACACCGAAGCCCUUGAACAUGACCAGGACGGACAUAAGGACAAGACCAGCUUGAAGCAGAAGAUCAAGGACAAGUUGCACAAGCACUAAGCUGCAUGAUGCUUCCUUACUACAUUGUUCUUUUCUUCUUGACUGCGUACGAUAUCCUUUUCUUUUGUCUGCAGUGUUACGACGUAAUGAUGGCCAAAAUAUUCUUGGGAAGCUUUGGUAGAACAGUCCCUGAUGGACAGCAUGGGUUGAUUUGUCAGUCCACGCAAUGUCGGGUACUCCGAUUAUUCCAUGACCAUAUUGA